AUGGCUUCGCAGGGAUCUCCAGAUGACUCGCUCUUUGAAAAAUCUCGAGUUUCCCUCAAGGUUACCAAGGAAGGUGCUGAGCAGUUUUUCCAGCAACAUGGGGUGUUUUACGAGUCGAACACUGAGAUCGGGAAACUAGCCGCGACGAUUGCACCUUCGGUAGCCCUCAACAAUUCGAGAGGCCUGGACAGGUUCAAGGAAAUCUACAUGAGAGAGCCCCGGCUACGAUUUCUCCAGCAGUACCGUGAAGACUUCGCGUUCGUCAUAGGCGCAGACGACUAUUACUAUUGCUCGACAACGAAAGACGCUGCCGCAAAAGACCGAAUCUCUGUAUACAUGUUGCGACCAGGCACUUUGUUGCGAUUUGGAAAAGGAGGUCACGCUCUUUCUUUCGAGCCGCUCGACGAAACAGUUUACAAAUUAUGCGCUAUUCCAUACAUUCAGAUUGAAAGUCGCUGCGAAGAGGUCCGUGUUAUAUUUGAGAGCGGCGGUAUAUGCUAG
Truncatella angustata is the source of this 501-nucleotide messenger RNA. RefSeq lists its product as uncharacterized. The transcript is spliced from 3 exons. The record is from RefSeq and is a predicted model, not a curated record. Bases 1 to 501 code for a protein of 166 amino acids. NCBI's taxonomy places the organism in Eukaryota, Fungi, Ascomycota, Sordariomycetes, Amphisphaeriales, Sporocadaceae.